Messenger RNA from Exaiptasia diaphana, 1598 nucleotides. RefSeq names its product ficolin-2. NCBI's taxonomy places the organism in Eukaryota, Metazoa, Cnidaria, Anthozoa, Actiniaria, Aiptasiidae. The record is from RefSeq and is a predicted model, not a curated record. The transcript is spliced from 6 exons. The coding region runs from base 16 to 1272 and encodes 418 amino acids.
AAAGAGCGAACAAACAUGUCUAGUUUCUUGCUAAGAUUAUCAGCCUUUUUCAUGUUUCUUUUAAAUGUCGCCAGCUACAGUUCUUGCCAUUUUGCUUACCCUCCAAACUACGACAGGGAAAAAGGUCUUSUUUUUGACUUUUAUCCUGCUCAAAAGCUUUCCCUUCCAAAGGGAGCAAUGAAGAAAACCAAGUAUGUUGCCGAUAACAUGGAAUGUGUGUUCGCAUGCAUGGGUGUCCAUUGGUGCCGUUCRAUCAAUUUUAAAAUCGCWCCUCGAUCUAACGGUCUCCACGCCUGUCAACUGAUUUCAUCUGAACAGUUCGCUGGGAAAGAGUACAUGGAACCAAGUAAAGCGUACAACCAUUAUAGCGUGAAGAAUCCAUGCCAAGAAACGCCCUGUCGUAAUGGCGGCAAGUGCGUUUUGCAGGAGAACAGGCAGCAUUCUCACUGCGAAUGCAACAAGGGAUUUGGUGGAGAAAACUGCGAAAAGGUCCAUGGAAAUUGGUCAACCUGGACAUCUUGGGAACGUUGUUCAGUCACGUGUGGUGGAGGCGACCAAUCACGAUCAAGAACAUGUACAAAUCCUGCGCCAGCCAAUGGUGGUGAAAAUUGCACUGGAAACGACAAAGAAUCAAGGAAAUGCAAUCCAAGCAAAUGCCCAGCAAAUUGUGUUGAAGUUCUUCAAAAUGGCUACAAGCAAAGUGGGUUGUACAAUGUGUAUCCCGACAGUAACGGAGGUUUUCAGGUUUACUGUGACCAGAAGACUGCAGGGGGAGGAUGGACAGUCUUCCAGAGAAGAAAAGACGGUUCGGUGGACUUUUACCGAGGAUGGAAUGACUAUAAGAAUGGUUUUGGAGAUCGUUAUGGUGAGAGCUGGCUUGGUCUUGACAAGAUCCACCGACUAACGAAAGCAAUACCAAACCGUCUUCGUGUUGACUUAGAAGAUAAACAAGGAAAACGUGCUUAUGCCGAGUACGACAAGUUCACAGUGUCUGGAGAAUCAAACAAGUACAAGCUGAGCCUUGCAUCAUACUCAGGUACAGCUGGUGAUCUAAUUACAUAUCAUAACGACAUGAAAUUCACAACCAAAGAUAGUGACAACGAUGAAUAUGGCGGCAACAACUGUGCUAUAGUUUACGAAGGGGCCUGGUGGUACAAGGCUUGCUAUCACUCAAACCUUAACGGCAAAUACUUUUUAAAGGGCACUAAUGAUGGCACCUUCUAUGGGAGUAGUUCUCUCAGAGGAUCUGAAAUGAAAAUAAAACCAGUGUAACCUGUAGAGGAUGGAAUUAUCGGCUAUAUAUUGUCCAACGGCAACGUUUCACAUAGUUUUUUAGGAAACAACAUUUAUAUCUGUUGUUCACGGCAAAUAGAAUGCUACUAGUUGCACCUUUGCAUAAUUUUGUUCAGAAGUACUAUCAGUCAUGCUAGUAUUUUUAACUUUUUUCAGUAUUGAAUAAGUCAUAAUGUGGAGGGUAUAGCUGAGCUAUUUUUCAGAGUCCCUCGCAACUCCCCGGUACACGUAUAUAUCUUGUAAUGUUUACUUAUGCAUGCAGUAAACAACCUAUUACUAAAACUUAAACCAACAAGGGGAGACUA